CUUGGUAAGGGCUUCAUGUUUUCAUGGAUCAGCUUAUAUGUAGAAGGUGGCGUAUUUGGCCUUGCUUUGUACAGCUGACAUACAGUAAUAGUCACAGAAAAAGAGCUGUGGUACUAAACUGUCAUCCCCAUGGGGCAGUAUUUUAGUGUUCGGGUUGAAUUCUUGUGGUCUCUUGGCUGUAAAAAAGGCUUUGUAAAGGAAAUGUUUUGUUCAGCAAAGUUAAAGCAGAAGCACAAUAGCUUGUGGUACCAUGGUACCAUAGCACAAGACAUAUGUAGUGAAGCACUUAGAAGAGGGAGGGGCUUCAGUCCCUGCUGAGGAUGUGCGAAUAAGACGUGGUUUAAUUCCCCAACAAACUCAUUUCCUGAGUCGGAGACGAUUAUGAGUCAGUGUGUGCUCACUUGGGCAACUCACCUGGUGGCACAGACAAGUGAUGGUGCACAAGCCCCUCAGCAGCUCCCUACCAAUCCUGUGCUGUCCCACCUGCACAGCUACUCUGAGCUGGAAAUGUGGCAACUGCUCAUCAACACUGCCUGUCCUUAUCUGCAGAAAAUAAGGAAUAACCCCCAUAGAUCCUGUCCUAUAAAUCGAACUGUACUGAUCACAGCUCUCAUGAGCCACGUCACAAACCCCGGAUGAGUGGCAGGGAAAGGCAUAGAUGAGUCACCAGCAGGGAGCCAGCCCCUUGCUGCCUGCCCCAGGGGAAGCUGUACACACAAACAUCUGCCUGCUCUGUCCUUGUCUUGAACCACAGAAAUGAUCCCUGAAAGUACAGUCUAACACUUUUCCAGAUGGGCAGGUGACAUCACUGCACGGUGUGACACUGAAUGUGCAUGUCAGGAAUAUGUUUCAGUGGGAGCGCUGAGCAGGGCUGCUGUUGCCUCAGGAAUAAACAGGAACAUGGAUCUGAGAGAUCCAAGUCACCUACAGAUUGCCAGCCAGGGUGGGCAUCUGUUAACAAGGAUGUGUGACCACAGCCAAGGCAACAAACCUUACUGGUUAAUAGUCACUUUUCCAGUUUCACUAAGUAUGAACAUCAGGGGGGAAAAAUACAUAUGAGGAGGUGUGGGGCAUAUUCUGUAUCCUGGCAGCAUGGGGAAACUGAGUGUGUACAACAUCCCAAGUGUCUGGGUAAUCCACCCAAACUAGCCUUCAGUUGUAACUGAAAAACAACAUAAAAACAAUGGGAAGUUUCUCUGGGACCUUGGCUUGGGUUUUUCCCCCGGUUCUGCCUUACAGAAACAUUUGAUGUCUCUGCUACUGUGUGGUGAGAGACGGUCCCCAUCUCUGGCUGGAGAUUUUUUGAGUGUAAGGUAGAAGGGCUCACAGCUCUGUAUCUUAUUUGUAAAGUUCCUAGGCUUCCUCAAAUAAGAUGUGUAACUAAAAACGCCAAACAGAACACUGAAAAAAAAAAACAACCAAAACCCAAACAAAACAGGCAAAAGAAAAAAAAAACAAAUCAGUUUCUCAGCUGUUUUGCUGAGGGAAUUUUCAUUCAGCAUCUUGUAGGAAGUGUUUCAUGUCUUGCAGAAUGAAAGUUACUGAAUGUAGCUCAUCAAGGCAAAACGCUGCAAUAUAAUUUAGAAGCUCAUUAGAGAUCAUAAUCACAGUGACAGAUGUUGGUGGGAAGUAGGAGCCAUCACAAAGAAAAAUAGGGAGCUGUUUGUCACGAGGGUGUUAGUUACAUCGUUUGGGGACAUCUUCUGAGAUAUCUAAGGGGUUUGAUUAUCACUUGGAGGUUUCCAUCUAGGUUUCUUAGUGCAUAAAUCCAUUGGAAAAUAAGAGUAAAGCUCUCAAAUACUGAAAGGACUUUUCAAGACUUUGCUUCUAAGAGCCAUAUAUUGAAAUUGUGCAUAGUAACCCAUGUUAGAAUGGUGCAUGCCUUUCUCUUAGGUGAGCUAUCCAUGCCACAACAGCUUCGUGGGAUGCAGUGGGAUGGCACCUGUGCUGCGAGGUGGUAGAAUUGUGCCUGGGUAGGGAGCCAUUAGAGCAGCUGGAUUGUACAUGUAGCUGGAGCAUGGGCUUGGCAGCACAUGCCCCAGAUAGCGUGGCUCUAAGCAGCUGCCAAAAGGUGUUACUUGGCCUGUUACCAGGGUAAGUGUGAGGUCAUCACAGACUUGGAGAUGUGUGCCCUUCCUUUGUGCUACCCACUUCCUCUUGGUUGCAUCAUCAAGAUUGAGACAGAUUUUGCAGGAAAUCCAACUGAUCAUGCACACAAGGAGGGACUCAGAAGUGAAUGCCAGGAUAAGAGGCGUGUGUGGCUCCUUGAGGAUGGAGCAGAGGUCUGUCCACCAGGAAAUCCUGGGUGGCAGGGCCGGAGUGGGGUGUGAGCCCCCAUCGCCGCUGCUCCCAGGUGCUCUCUGUGCCGUCCAAUUUGGGAGCGCAGAGAUGGAAAAAGGCCCAGUGGCCAGUCUUGGGAGGUGGAGCUGCAGGGCCUCAGUGGUGGGAGCAGGUUAACAAAAUCACCAUUAGACUGUGCUGGCAUGUGGGCUCGCUGGGGUAUGAAGUCACCUGAUGGAAGCACUGCCCAAUAGUAGAAAUUCCCUAGCAGAAAAACGAGAUUUUGUUUCUGCAGUGCUGUUCUUCUGAGGUGUUCCAUCUGCUGUACAAACACUGACUGAGCCCAGCAAUGCUUCUGUGAGAGCAGCAUCUCUAGUGACAGCUUCCAGCUGUCUAGCAGACAAGAGCACCCAGGUGCCAUGGAAAACCAGAGAGGGAAUAAUAACCAUCCCAUUUUGCCAAGGGAGGGAUGCUCAUGCAAGAUGGGAAGGGACCACCUAGCUGGACUGUUGGACAGCGGAAUGUCCCUAUGUAGGGACUGAAGAGGUGAGCAGAGAGUGUGAUGUAAGAUCAUACGAGCAAAUAUAAGAGGAUAACUCCAAAUAGUUCGAUUAAUUUCACCUUUGGAACGUGGGCUAAACAAUAUUUCCUAAAUAAGUUGCUUCUGACGAUGAUCUUUCAACUUCUCUGUUAGGAAAAGCUAGCAGGGCCUCCUGCAGAGGAGAGCCCAGCAGGACCACCCUGGGGCCCAGUGUGGCCGUGCCCAGGCCUGGUGCCAGCUCUCGUGGCCCUGGCAGGGCAGGAGGGGUUGCUGUGUGCCACAGGGCACAGAAUGCAGCCAGAGCCCAGAGCUGGUACUGUGGCACAGAUGAUCUCCAUAAACUGUGAUGACAUUAAUCUAAUGUAUGCGUUCCCCUACGAAUGUGAAUAGCAACAAAUACAAAUCCUAUGCAAAUCAGGCCCUCGUGCAGUAUGUGCAAAUGGCUGAACAUCUGAGGACUCAAAUAUUAUAUCAGAAGUUGUUCGCAGACAUGCCUGUUCCAAAAUUUGCUGUUACAGGGCCCUUCUGUGUUCCCAUGGGAACCCUCAGGUAAGGAGAUAUGUGCGGCUGCUCCCCUUCAGCUAAAAGAAGUUUGUGAAGCAGAAGCUGGAUUCUUCCUUUUUUUUCUGCUGUGUUCUUCCUUCUUUCCCAAGCCUGCAGCUCCUUGCAGAUGCCUGGCUGCCUGGAAGGACAUCCCCCAGCCUCUAUGGUCUCCUUCUUGGGGGGAAAGGUGGAUGUUAAGGGUUCCUCAGAAAGGGAAGUAGUACCCUCUGCCAACUGGCAAAGAACAAGCGCUGGCACAGGCUGCAGGAGAGCAAUUAUUCUCUCCUUCCACAAGAGCACAUAUUGGAAAUCCCUCUCUCAGUCCUUCCCUGGCUCUCCCAGCUGUUCUUGCUGCAGCCCAGGUGCCAAAAGGGGUUCAGGUGGGUAAGUGCCCCAAAGGGGGAUAGAAGCUCCUGGGGAUGGUGUCUCUCAGGUGAGAAAUCUUUGCCUCUCCCCACAGAAAGAAGAGGGAAGCAGAGGGCAGCUGAGAGCUUUGCCCAAGGAGGACAGAGUGAAUUUACUGCCCCUGUGCCCCCAUCCAGCACCACUGGGAAUUCAGUUUGAAACAGGAAAAGAAAAAGGAACAAGGACCUUCACAGGGCCUGUGAGCAGAGGAAAAUAGAGCCUCUCUUCCCAGAGAUUGAUGUUCGCAGCAGUGCCAAACAGGUGUUCCUUCCCUCCACCUCUGGCUACCACAUCACUCUCAGAAGAGCAUGCAUGGAAAGAAGCCAUUCCUGAAGCAGGAUUGCCUUUGAGCUGGCAGCAGAUGAGUGACUGGCAUUGGGCAGCACUGCUGAGGCUCUGGCAGGCCGUUUAGCAGAGAACCUUGGCUAAUGAAUGUCAUCCACACCUAACAGAUGUGCCACUGCCUGCCAUGCCAGAUUUUUGACAUAAUACAGGGCUGCUGGACAUGAUGGUGCUUGGGAAAAGCCACGGAGUGACUUGUGCCUACAACGCAGCGUUCAGUCCCACUCGUGCUCUGCGAGAGAAACCAAACCUGCGGGAGGGAGGGAAGCACAUCCAUGUCUCUCACUCCUCACCCCUGGUUUUAUCGAUACAGAUAUACAAGGCAAACCAAAGGUUUCGGCUGCUAUUCAGUGCCUCCUCAUUUGUCCUGGAGCCGUAACAGUGGUGCCCUUUCUCUUCUGGCUGCUUUUCCCUGCUUCUGGAGCAGCAGUUAUGGGAGAAGCAGAUGGCUACUGAUUGGACUCUGCGCUUGCUCGGAAGGAAGUACAGGGGAAGUUCAAGCAUCAGCAGGGCUGAAGAAACAGCCAAGGUGCCCGUGGUGUCUGAAUCGCGAGAAAGCAGGGAUGGAGGACGCCGGCGUCCAGCGGGGAAUAUGGGACGGGGACGCAAAGACGGUCCAGCAGUGCUUGACUGACAUUUUCACCAGCGUUUACACCACCUGCGACAUCCCGGAAAAUGCCAUUUUCGGCCCCUGCGUCCUGAGCCACACGUCCCUCUACGACAGCAUCGCCUUUAUCGCCCUCAAGUCCACCGAUAAGCGCACCGUCCCCUACAUAUUCCGGGUGGACACGUCGGCGGCGAACGGCUCGUCCGAGGGGCUGAUGUGGCUGCGGCUGGUGCAGUCGGCCCGGGAACGGGAGGAGCAGAACCUGGAGGCCUACAUCAAGAGCGGGCAGCUCUUCUACCGCUCUCUGCGCCGCAUCGCUAAGGACGAGGAGCUGCUGGUGUGGUACGGGAAGGAGCUCACCGAGCUGCUGCUGCUCGGACCGGCCCGGGCCCCUGCCCGCACUAACGGCUCGCCGCCCUUCGCCUGCCCCGAAUGCAGCCAGCGCUUCCAGUUCGAGCUGCCCUUCGCCGCACACCUCCGGUUCCGCUGCCCCAAGAGGCUGCACGGCCCCGACACCGGCCCCGCCGCCGAGGCUGCCGGCGGCAAGGACGUCGCCGGCAAGGAGCAGGAGCCCGGCAAAUUCGGGAAGCCCGGCGGGCCGCCGCACCACCCCUUUCCCGGUCCCGACGGCGGCCCCACCGCCAGCACCAAGCCCUCCACGGACUUCCACAACCUGGCGCGGGAGCUGGAGAAUUCCCGCGGCGGGCGCGGCGGGUCCCCGGGGCGGCCGACGCCUGGCGAGGGCGGCCCCGAGGCGGCGGCCGGGAAGGCGAAGAGGCGGUUCCCCGAUGAGGAGGAUCGCGGGCCCGGCGCGGCGCGGGGCCGCUUCCCGGCGGAGCGGCCGGGGCUGCCGGCGGCGCCCAAGGAGGAGCCGGGCUGCGCCCCGCAGCAGCAGUACCGCGCCGCCGGCUCAUACUGCGGGCUGGAGGAGGGCGGCCGCCUCUUCGCGCCGCCCAGCCCGGAGACAGGGGAGGCCAAGCGCAGCGCCUUCGUGGAGGUGAAGAAGGCGGCCCGCGGCCCCGAGCCCGACGGCGGCCCCGAGGAAGGCCCGGAGCGCGGCUCCCCGGGGGCGGGCGGCGCGGAGCCGGGGCUGUGCCCCCGCGGCGGCGCGGGGGGCCCGCUGGCCGCCCGCCUGGACGGCGGCAGCCCGGCGCGGGGCAGCGCCUUCAGCACGGUGCCGCAGCUCGGGGCCGGCCCCGGCGGGCCCGGCGGCGGCGCGGCCGAGGAGCGGAAAAGCGCCUUCUCGCAGCCCGCCCGCUCCUUCCCGCACGUCCCGCCGCUGGUGCUGGGCCCGAAGCUGGGCGGGCUGGGCGAGCCCUGCCCCGACGGCGCCGCCGCCCCCGCCCGCCUGUACACCGCCGAGGCGCUGGCCGCCAAGCUGCCGGGCGGCGGGGAGGCGGCGGGCGGCGGCGGGGGCGGCGGCGGGGGGCUGCCCAAGCAGAGCCCCUUCCUCUACACCACGGCCUUCUGGCCCAAGAGCUCGGCGGCGGCAGCGGUGGCGGCGGCGGCGGCGGGGCCGCUGCAGCUGCAGCUGCCGUCGGCGCUGACGCUGCUGCCGCCGUCGUUCACCUCGCUGUGCCUGCCGGCCCAGAACUGGUGCGCCAAGUGUAACGCGUCCUUCCGCAUGACCUCGGACCUGGUCUACCACAUGCGCUCACACCACAAGAAGGAAUACGCGCUGGAGCCCCUCGUCAAGCGCCGCCGCGAGGAGAAGCUCAAGUGCCCCAUCUGCAAUGAGUCCUUCCGCGAGCGCCACCACCUCUCCCGCCACAUGACCUCCCACAACUAGCGGGGACCCCCCCGGCUCUGGGGACUCGCCCGGGACCCCCGCCCGGGGACCCCCGCGCUGCCCGCAGCUCCCGCCCUUCCCCUUCGAUGCACGCGUUUCCACUGUCUGGGGAGGGGCGGGGAGGGCAGAGGUAGAGGAGGAGGAAAAAAAAGAAGAAACAGAAGAAGAAGAAGAAGAAGAAGAAGAAGAAGAAAAAAGAAGGUAAAAAAAAAAAGAAAAAGAAAAAAGAGAAGCACCGUGAAAAAGAGGAAAAAAAUCAAAUGACUUAAAAAAUACAUUUUUUAAAAUGUCAUAUAUUGCAACAUAUUGAUGCAUUUGUCAUACGUUUCUACUUAAAUUAUUAAGCACUUAUGGUUUAGAUGUAAUAAUAAUUCUAUGUCAGGGUAAAUUUUUAUUUUGGAUAUGAAGCUAAGGGCGGGGGGGGCGCGGCGGGGCCGGCGGGUGGCGGGCCGGGGUCCUGCAUGCACCGGGCGCUCCCCCUGCCCGGCCCCGCCGCCCGCGCCCCUUCCCCCCGAGUGUCACUGGUGCCCGUGGAAUGGAGUCUCGGUAGUUCCGUGUUAUCUUCCCUUUCCCGUUUGGGUUUUGUUUUUUUUUUCCUCGACCUUCUGGAAAAGAUUUAUUAAACUUUAUAGUUUAUCCGGGUAUGUUGGAUGCUUUGACAAUAAAUGACUUUAUUUUCUUCAAA
This is a messenger RNA of Pseudopipra pipra, 7192 nucleotides long. RefSeq names its product PR/SET domain 8 (gene PRDM8). Gene Ontology annotation, cellular component: nucleus. The record is from RefSeq and is a predicted model, not a curated record. The transcript has 8 exons. Bases 4387 to 6507 code for a protein of 706 amino acids. Gene Ontology annotation, biological process: regulation of DNA-templated transcription; oligodendrocyte development. Gene Ontology annotation, molecular function: protein binding. NCBI's taxonomy places the organism in Eukaryota, Metazoa, Chordata, Aves, Passeriformes, Pipridae.